AUGCCGACACAUGGCAAACCUCAUGUUAAUCUCGAGUGCAUGGCGACGAUGGACGACAUCACGGAGGAGGACGGCAACUACUGUGAAUUCCAGACGUUCCCGAGCGGUUCAUGGCACGCUGCUCUUUUUUGCUCGGACGUCGUAAAGCAGCUGCUUGCGACGCAAUUCCACACGUUCAUGAAGAAGGUUCAAGAGGCGGACUGCAAGGCGGAGUUGCGACGUCUCGUGGCCAAGGGACCACCCAUUUGGCUCGAGGACAAACAUGCACUACCUCUUCCCGAGGGAGACACGCACAUUACUCACGUGUGGUUUGCCAGGGAUGACGAGGAGCGCAGCGCAAAAUUGGACGGAGCCGUGGAAGGCGAAGCCCGUGACGUUUUGUGGGAAGAGUUGAAGCAACUUUUAGCCGCCAUGGAAGAAGACAAGGAGGAAGUUAGAUAA
Molecule: messenger RNA, 441 nt
Organism: Peronospora farinosa
Lineage: Eukaryota; Oomycota; Peronosporomycetes; Peronosporales; Peronosporaceae
Source: the annotation of a GenBank genome assembly